This is a messenger RNA of Cyprinodon variegatus (sheepshead minnow), 1109 nucleotides long. RefSeq names its product integrin beta-5-like. The transcript has 6 exons. Gene Ontology annotation, molecular function: integrin binding. Gene Ontology annotation, cellular component: focal adhesion; integrin complex; cell surface. Lineage: Eukaryota; Metazoa; Chordata; Actinopteri; Cyprinodontiformes; Cyprinodontidae. The coding region runs from base 1 to 1014 and encodes 337 amino acids. The record is from RefSeq and is a predicted model, not a curated record. Gene Ontology annotation, biological process: cell adhesion mediated by integrin; integrin-mediated signaling pathway; cell-matrix adhesion.
AUGUAUAUGAGGAGUUUAUGGGGCCCUCAGGAACUUAGGGCUCCAGAUGUCAGGUGUUGUUUCUCCUGUUUCUACUUUUGUUCUCCUCCAAACUUUGCCGCUGAUCUUCUCCUCCCAGGUCUGAACGUCUGUAUGAGCGGCAGCGCCACGUCCUGCGAGGAAUGCCUCCUGAUUAACCCCAGCUGCGCCUGGUGCGCCCAAGAGGACUUUGGGAAGCGGCGUUCUCUGACGUCACGAUGCGAUUUCAAGCAAAAUCUGCAAAAGAGGGGCUGCGAGCCUCGCUUCAUCGAAUCCCCGAGGAGCGCGGCGUCCGUCCUGGAGAGCCGUCCCCUGAGCAGCAAGGGAUCGGGGGCGGCGCACGACGUGGUCAGUAUCACGCCUCAGAAGAUCUCCCUCAGCCUGCGGCCAGGAGACCCCGUCUCGUUCAACCUGCAGGUACGGCAGGUGGAGGACUACCCUGUGGACCUCUACUACCUGAUGGACCUCUCGCUGUCCAUGAAGGACGACCUGGACACCAUCCGUAUGCUCGGCACCAAGCUGGCCGAGGAAAUGGGGAAGCUGACCAGCAACUUCCGCCUGGGCUUCGGCUCCUUCGUGGAUAAAAACAUGUCCCCCUUCUCCUACACCGCUCCCAAGUACCAGGAGAAUCCCUGCAACGGAUACAAGCUCUUCCCAAACUGCGUCCCCACCUUCGGCUUUCGUAACAUCCUCUCUCUGACCGAUAAAGUGGACCGCUUCAACGAGGAGGUGCAGAAGCAGCUGGUGUCGCGGAACCGGGACGCUCCGGAGGGCGGGUUCGACGCCAUCCUGCAGGCGGCCGUUUGCAAGAAGGAAAUCGGCUGGAGGAAGGAGGCCUCGCACCUGCUGGUGUUCGCCACAGACGACGUGCCGCACCUCGCUCUGGACGGUCGGCUGGGAGGACUGGUCCAGCCGCACGACGGCCGCUGUCACCUUGACGACCAGAACGAGUACAGCGCCUCCACAAAGAUGGUGAGAGGAUUUGGUGGUUUAUGAGGGCCCUGGGUCGGUUCCUUGAUCCAAUGGAUCCAACAUGGCGGCAAACAACAAGCUAAUCGGUCGUAGUGAUGUAACUUAGGGGUCAGUUUAGA